Molecule: messenger RNA, 3035 nt
Organism: Mauremys mutica (yellowpond turtle)
Lineage: Eukaryota; Metazoa; Chordata; Testudines; Geoemydidae
Gene: TCERG1L
Product: transcription elongation regulator 1 like
Exons: 13
Coding region: 1-1794 (597 amino acids)
Cellular component (GO): nucleus
Molecular function (GO): RNA polymerase binding; transcription coregulator activity
Source: RefSeq, a predicted model, not a curated record
AUGAAUGCGGAGCCCCCACCGCCUCCCUGGAUUUGGAUGGUCCCGAGUGCGGCUGGGCUCUUCAGGAUAGGUGGGGCCGGGGUGGUGCCCCCUCCGCUUCUGCUCUCCUCGCCACAUCCUCCCCACCCUGCUCCUCUGCUCCAGGGGCUUCCCGGCUGGCAAGUCCCCUGCGAGCCUUUCCUGCCUCUCUCAGUGCCCUCUGCGCCAGAUCAGCGCCCUGCCGUGCACCAGUAUCCCUUCCUGAAUGGGCAGUGGAUGUUUGGAGCUCAUUCUCCAGUUAUAGGAUUUUCACCUUCUUCUAGUGUGGAAUUUGUUCCUAUCUUCCCACAUGUAUACACAUCUACUAUUCCACCUCAUGCCAGGAAAAGUUGGAGAGAUAAGAGACUACCUAAUUGCAAGAUAUAUUUAAAUAAUGCAUUUGCUCUGGAUUCAGCGUGGAUACAUCCUGAGGAAUCAAGAAUCUUCCAGGGACACGAGAAGCCUCUUUUAAUGACAAAUCAAGUAGCUAUGGCUAUAUCUAGGCCAGCUAUUGCCUCAAGGCCUCUUCCCACAGUGGUGUUAACACCUCAGCCCAUACCAGGUGGUUGCCAGAAUAGCCUUAAACAAGUGGGCAGUCAUCAGACGAUUGCAUUAGCUGCUGCAGCAGCAGCAGCUGCCAUGGUGUCCGUAGAUUCAGAAGCACCUCAGGGACCAUCACCUACAAGUAUCCAACCUUGCCAUGUGCUCACUCUGUCACCUGUCAAAAUACCAGUUUUGACUUCACCUUUUCCAGGUGCUGCUGCCAGAGUGGAUGCUCAUAUGACUCCUUUGAUGCCAACGCAAGUCACCAGGGUUGCUGCUGUAUCUACACCAGCUGUGACUUUCAUGGCAACCAAUUUCGUGGAUCAGUCAUUAACAGAUAAAGGCAAAGAAUCAAGCAGAGCCUCCUGCCCAGCAACAUUGAUUUUACAUACCGACAGGAAAAGCAAGCCAACAGAGAAUGAUGAGGAUAAGGAUCAUCCUUUGAAACUAGUAAAUGAAAAUGAUAGCAUAUCAAAUGGCAACAAGCCUGUGGCAUCUACUCCUGUACCAGGAUCACCAUGGUGUGUAGUCUGGACUGGAGAUGACCGAGUCUUCUUCUUCAACCCUACAAUGCAGCUGUCAGUAUGGGAGAAACCAGUGGAUCUAAAGAAUCGUGGUGAUAUUAAUAGAAUCAUUGAAGAUCCACCUCAUAAACGCAAGCUGGAAACUUCAGCAACAGAUAAAAGUGAUAGUUCUUGUCCAGAGGAAGUAAGUGAUGACCAUGGCACCAAAACCAAGAGAAAUAAAACGGAAGAUCCCCAGAAUGCUGAUCAGGAGAAGGUUGAAGUGAAAACAUCAGCACAUCAGAUUAUUCUUCCUUUAGAAGAACGCAUUGCCCAUUUCCGAGAUAUGCUUCUGGAAAGAGGGGUCUCAGCAUUUUCUACAUGGGAAAAAGAAUUACACAAAAUAGUAUUUGACCCACGCUACCUUCUGCUAAACUCUGAAGAACGUAAACAGAUAUUUGAGCAGUUUGUCAAGACCAGAAUAAGAGACGAGUACAAGGAAAAGAAAAAUAAAUUAUUGCAAGCCAAAGAAGAAUUUAAAAAACUUCUGGAGGAAUCCAAACUGUCACCAAGAACAACAUUUAAAGAGUUUGCAGAGAAAUAUGGCAGAGAUCAGCGGUUUCGACUUGUUCAGAAGAAAAAAGACCAAGAGCAUUUUUUCAACCAGUUCAUUCUUAUUCUUAAAAAGAGGGACAAAGAAAACAGAAUAAGGCUACGGAAAAUGAGAUAAGAAUUCUUGAAAUCUGCAAUAAACACACAAGCUAAUACUGUGACUGCCAUAGAAAGUGAAAUGAAGAAACAGCAUUUUUUGUCUUUUUCUGAUUCAAGUUCCAACAGUUUAAAGAAGAACCAGAUAUCCCUGAGAAAUAUCUUUUCAUACUGAGGUUCAGUGAACACAAGUUAAAUUUGUUCAGGUUCCUCUGCAGGAACCUGUAGGAUAUUUAGUUCUCAGAGAAUUAAUGUUUCAUAUUGAAGCUCUCUUUUGUACAACAUUCAUAGUUUGAUGCAUUUCUAAUUGCCAUGAUAUGUCAAUCUCUUAAUUGUUUUAAUUAUGCAAAUUACUUGUAAUAUACACAAAUUAUAAAUUCAAUGCAGAUUUGUAAUUAAGCAGAAAACAGAUGUCAUCCAUUACAAUUUCAAGAUAUGUUCAUCAUUUAAGGGAAUUAUCUAAAUCUAUUUUUUGGCAACUUUAUGCAUUAACAUAAAUUGUUUAGAAGUACAGUGGUAUUGAGGAAUUCAUCACUCAAUGUUCAUACGUCUAUGUCUAGUUUUCUGAGUAGUAGUAAUAGGGUAUUAAUUGUUAAUCAUAGUGACGAGUGUGUAAAUCUUGGCAUAAGUUUCAUAGAAAAACUUAUAACUUUCAAAUAUGGCUUUGGAAUUACUUUGAAUGGUGCUUUCAGGCACACAGAUUACAGCAACACUUCCCCAUCAAAGUUACUAUAAAGAAGCUAUCUUAUAAAAUUACCAUAUUAAUAUUUGAGUUAUUUUUAUUGUAAGUGAAGAUUUUGCAUGAGCAUUUUCUCAUCAUCUUUGUAUAAACAAAUAUUUUAACUUUUUUAAUUAAUAAAUAUUUUAAGCCAAUUCAUUUUUAUUUUUUAGUCUCUAGCAUUAGAAUUCAGACAGUAAUUGGUUUGAGAGCUACUAUAUGUAUGAGGAACACAUUGCUGUUGCCCUUGAUUUUUAUGUAAAUUUUUACUAAUGUCAACUGGAGUUAUGAGAGCAUUGAGGACCAAAUAGAUCCCACAAUAACAAUAAAUUAUAUAAAGCAUCUAGUGUAAAUCAGUAUAGUUCCACUGAAGUCAAUAGAGCUAGCCCAAUUUAUACCAGCUGAGGAGUAAACUGUUCUAUGUCUUCUUUCCAUAUUCCAUGCAGUUUCUGAGCUUAUUUUUGUUAAGAUCUAAUGUAAAUACUUUAGAGUCGGUCUGGAUGCUUUUCAGAUUUUCUGUUUUCUGUUUGAAAUUUGCCAUUUCU